This is a messenger RNA of Protopolystoma xenopodis, 894 nucleotides long. The record is from the annotation of a GenBank genome assembly. NCBI's taxonomy places the organism in Eukaryota, Metazoa, Platyhelminthes, Monogenea, Polystomatidea, Polystomatidae.
AAUAUUUAUGAAUUCUUCAUUGGGAGGACGCAAAUUCUCGAUGAUCUCGCGACUGCUAUUUCUCAGUCGCGAUCCCUAGCCGGAGAAAAACUUGAUGAUAUAAACCUUGAGUCCAUUGUUAGUAUCACCUAUCAGGUCCAGGCGGCAUUUCGCGUCAGACCAGUCACUCGCUGCUCAAGUAGUCUGCCUGGUCACACAGGUGCAAUAUUAGUUGCUCUUUUUUCACCGGACGCAAGGAUCUUGGCAACAGGUUCUGGUGAUGCAAGCGUACGUUUCUGGGAUUUAACGACAGAACUUGCUUCGGCCACAUGCUCUGAGGCGCAUCGUGCCCCAGUUUUAUGCCUUGCCUGGUCACCAGAUUCCAUUGUGUUGGCAUCUGGUUGUCAAGGCGGUGCUAUUUGCUUGUGGAAAGAAGAUAACAAUAGUUGGAAACUUUUGCAUAACCGAUCUCUUGAGCGGCCAUCUUUGUCAAAAUCGCCACUCGCUUCCAAAAGCAGAUGGAUUCGAUCUAUUGCUUGGCGCCCAAUUCACAUAGAUGCUGAAUGUCGUAUGCUCGCGGUUGCAUACCAAGAAUCCUCUAUUGUGAUUUGGGAUGCACUUUCAGGACAGCCCAAGCUCACUUUAACAGGUCACCAGAAGCCUGUAACCUUUCUUCGUUGGGGCGGAAGCGAUCUUAUUUACUCAGCAAGCCAAGACACGACAAUAAGAGUUUGGCGCCCUGAAGAUGGUGUAUUAUGUCGGAUAUUGAAUUUGCAUGGUCAUUGGGUAAAUUGUCUCGCACUUAGCACUGAUUACGUUCUUCGCACGGGACCAUUUGACCCCGCAAAAGCUGUGCUCGUUAAACUUCCUCCAACAAUUGAUUCAACAAGUAGUGGGCGUAAGCUUUCAUUUUAA